Molecule: messenger RNA, 2874 nt
Organism: Helianthus annuus (common sunflower)
Lineage: Eukaryota; Viridiplantae; Streptophyta; Magnoliopsida; Asterales; Asteraceae
Exons: 7
Coding region: 1-2874 (957 amino acids)
Biological process (GO): DNA repair; telomere maintenance
Molecular function (GO): DNA helicase activity
Source: RefSeq, a predicted model, not a curated record
AUGAAACUGAGAUCUGACUCGCUUAACAGUCUUAAAAAUGUUCAAGAGGUUGGUCAGAGUGAUUUGAGUCAUACAGGACAACCUGUUAUAUUACCGUCAUCGUUUACUGGUGGUUCUCGCUACAUGAUGCAAAACUACUUGGAUGCUAUGGCGUUAUGUCGGACGUAUGGGUAUCCUGAUUUCUUUAUCACAAUCACAUGUAAUCCGAAAUGGCCUGAAAUUGUAAGAUUUAUUGGUGACUCAUCAAUUAAGCCAGAAGACAGACCUGACAUACUUUGUCGAUUGUUUAAGAUGAAACUUGAUGAAUUGAUAAAAGAUUUGAAGCAAAAGAAAAUAUUUGGCGAUAUUAAUGCAGUUGUUUACACAGUUGAGUUUCAAAAGCGUGGUUUGCCACAUGCGCAUAUUUGCUUAUUUAUGAAAGCUGAUCAUAAGCUUCCUACGGUUGAACACAUCGAUCCCUUUAUCUCAGCUGAAAUUCCUGAUAAAAACGAGGAUCCUGAAUUGUAUUCUCUUGUGAGUGACUUUAUGAUUCAUGGUCCUUGCGGACAUGCCAACAUGAAAUGUCCAUGCAUGGUUGGGAACCGUUGUUCUAAGAAUUUUCCAAAGAAGUUUUUGGAAUCCACUUCCAUUGAUUCUGAUGGAUUUCCCGUUUAUAGGAGAAGAGAUUCUGGUCACACGGUUAUGAAGAAGGGUGUUACUUUGGACAAUAGGAGUGUAGUUCCAUACAACAAAAAGCUUCUUAAAAGGUAUCAGGCGCACAUCAACGUGGAGUGGUGCAAUCAGGCUGGUUCAAUUAAGUAUUUGUUUAAAUACAUUAAUAAAGGACCUAAUCGAGCCACUGUUGCUGUUUUUGAUUCAGACAGAGGUCCAAAUGAGGAGAUCCCAAAAGAUGAAAUUAAAGAAUAUUACGAAGCUAGAUAUGUUUCCGCAUGUGAAGCCAGCUGGAGAAUAUUUGCCAAUGAUGUUCAUUAUAGGUAUCCUUCUGUUAUGAGAUUACCCUUUCAUCUUCUAGGACAACAAAAUGUUGUAUUUAAUUGUGACGACGAUAUUGAGGAUGUCCUAAACAAACCUCAAGUAAAUUCCUCUAUUUUCUUAGAAUGGAUGAAGAUGAACAAUUCUAAGCCUGAAGCAAGAGAACUUACUUAUGUUGAGUUUCCUUCAAAAUAUGUGUGGAAGUUAAAAGAUCGUUGCUGGCAGCCACGCCAAAAUUAUGUUGUUAUUGGGAGAAUUUAUUCUGCGUCUCCUUCUCUUGGUGAGGCUUAUUAUCUAAGAAUUCUUCUUACUAAGGUUAAAGGACCACGAUCAUUUGAAGAAAUCAGAACAUAUGAUGGUGUUGUUUAUCCUACUUUUAGGAAUGCGUGUUAUGCACGUGGCCUGUUAGAUGAUGACAAUGAAUAUAUCGAGUGUAUUAAAGAAUCCAGUUUCACUGGAAAUGGUCAUUAUCUUCGUUCUUUGUUUGGAACACUACUUUUGUCUAAUACGCUUUCAAGACCUGAAGUUGUUUGGGAGAAAACGUGGGAGCUAUUGUCCGAGGACAUUUUAUACAAUAUGCGGAAAGAUACUGGCAUGAGCGGAUUCGUUGUUUCUGGCGAACGUUUAAAGAAUAUAACGUUGUCCAAAAUCGAAAACUUUCUUCUUCGUAAUGGAUCCAGCUUGCACAGGUUCCCACCAAUGCCUUAUCCUGAUGAUGACUAUCUAAUGUCCGAGAGCAACCGUCUGAUAUAUGAGGAGCCUUCUUUUGACACGGAUGAACUUAGGGCUGAGUUCAAUAAUCUUCACAGCUCUCUAAAGAUGAUCAAAGAGCAGUGUGCUUCCAUUAGAUGCAAUGGACAGAUUGUUAUUAAUGUUGCUUCAAGUGGUAUUGCAUCUUUGUUAUUAUCACGAGGUCGUACUGCUCACUCACGAUUUCAUGUUCCAAUUAAUCUCAAUGAAGAUUCGGUAUGCCAUAUCAAGCCUAAUACUGAAGUCGCUAAUCUUCUAAACGAAGCCAAGUUAAUUAUUUGGGAUGAGGCACCGAUGGUACACAAACAUGCUUUCGAGGCUCUUGAUCGUACAAUGAAGGAUGUUUUGAGUGUGUUUGAUUUAAGAAAUUCAGAACUUCCAUUUGGUGGAAAAGCUAUUGUCUUUGGUUGUGACUUUAGACAAAUCCAACCUGUUGUACAAAAUGGAAGCAGCUCCUCAAACAUAGAGGAGAUAAAUGAAUUUGGUAAAUGGCUUCUAGAGAUCGGCGAAGGCAAUGUUGGUGAUUGUAACGAUGGUGAUGCAAAUAUUGAAAUACAUGAUCAUCUUUUAAUAACUGAUGAAAAUGAUUCAAUUCAAGCUAUACUUGCUCCUAAGAAUGAAGUUGUUCAUGAGAUAAAUGAUCGUUUGCUUGCGUUGUUUCCCGGUCAAGAAGUAGAGUAUCUUAGCUCUGAUAGUUUAUGUCCAACUGAGGAAAUUAAUGAUCCGUUACAUCAAGAUUUAUAUAAUCCAGAUGUGUUAAACAAUGUGAAAGUAUCAGGAUUACCAAAUCAUAGAUUGGUAUUAAAAUUGGGCAUUCCGAUUAUGCUUUUGAGGAAUAUUGAUCAGCAAAACGGUCUGUGCAAUGGUACGCGUCUUCAAAUCACACGUCUUGGUAAACGUGUUAUCGAGGCUGAGAUAUUAUCAGGAAGUAAUGUUGGUUCAAGAACUUACAUCCCAAGAAUUAGCAUGAUACCAUCUGACAAGAAAAUGCCCUUCACGUUUCAACGAAGGCAGUUUCCAAUAACACUUUAUGUUGCUUUGUCGAGAGUAAAGACUAAAGAUGGCGUUAAGGUUUUAAUAUUCGACAAAGAUGGGAGGCCAACAAAUAAAACUGCAAACGUUGUUUACAAAGAAAUAUUUAGGAAAAUGUAG